UUUCCGAUACCUGGCGAGGCGGACUGACUUGGAAAGCCAGAUGAGCUAGGCGAGACAACAACAAAAUUCGUCCAGAAUAAAGCGAACAUGUUUACAAGACCACUGUAUAUGGAUCAAACAUAAUCUAUUAUCAAAACCAAGAUGUCUUCAGGUUCAGGUGCACCUCGUGGUCCUGUUCCUGCUGAUAGAGAUCCUAACCAGGCUGAUGGUGACAGACAUGCUGAGAAGGGAGAUAACCAAGGGGAGGGUCAGCCAGAGUUACAAAGAUCUGGCAGUUCCAGUGGUAACCCAACAACAGCAAACCAACAAAAGUCUUCAAGACAUGAGGGAGAACAGUCACCUCAGGAUCAUUUUUCGUUUGGAAAAUCGGACCAGAUAGCUAAUAUAUCUGAUCCCGUGUCUGGUGCCUCAUACAAGAAUGAAGAAGACAAGGGACAGGCAACUAGCCGAGGUGUGGACUCCUAUGACAGAGGAGGUGGAGCUCAGGGCGGUGAUGUUGCUGCAGCCAUGGCAUCUCCAGAGGAUACACCAAAUCCUCCAUCAAGGACACAGGGCAAAAAUACUGAUUCCUGUCCAGACUUCCAGAACAUUGAUUAUUCGGGUCAUUUCAAAGUCAACCUUGUCUCCAGAGGCACAAAGAGUACAGUGUUAAAGAUGAAAACGGAGGAAGAACGAUUUGUCAAGUUCUGCCAUCUCUUCUAUUGUGAUUUACAGCUGUGUGCAGUAGAGGAGGCUUUACAGUCUGAUCUGAAACUUGAUGUAACCAAAGUGGGAUAUCCUCCUUCUGUCUGUACCCAGCCAGGGGCCUCAGAUCCUGUAGCUGUAACUGUAAAGAGUUUCCUUAAUAGUCUGUGCUAUCAACUUAGUGCUGUAAACAUUUCCUCCACCCCCUGGAAUAUAGACCAAGUCAGGACAAUUCUGUCUUCCUUGGACAGCUAUCGGAAGGGCAUUGUGAUUGGCUAUGAGGUGUCAGGUGAUGAAGCUAUCAACUACUGGCUAGCUGGUGAAGGUGGUUCCAUGAAGUCUGCCAUUGAGGUUUUAGAUCAGAGGCUAGGCCCUGGAAGUAACUCAGUCCAACAGUCAUCACAACAUCAAGAUAUGGUACCAAAAAAACCUGAUAGAGAUACAACUGACACAGGUAAUGGGAGUUCUUUUGUUGGUCAGCAGGAAAGGCUUAGUCAAACUGACAGUCGUCUUCAACAGACUGGUCUAGCUGUUAGUGGACAGAAACAGCAACAAGGACCUGAACAAAUGACUGAAAGGACACAUUUACAUCCUCAACAUGAAAGACUGAGAACUACAAACCAACAAUAUCAAUCUGAGGAAGAACAGGCAUCUGCUGAUUCUUUGAGAGGUAAACCUGGAGGUAGUGGAUCAGAUACUAGACCAGGAGGUAGUGGAUCAGAUAAUAGACCAGGAGGUAGUAGAUCAGAUAAUAGACAAGGAGGUAGUGGAUCAGAUAAUAGACCAGGAGGUAGUGGAUCAGAUAAUAGACCACCAGGCUUUAGUGGCCCAGGUGACGGUCAUAGUGAUCCUACUCAACCCCCAAUCGAAAGACAACAGGAAAGAAAUGGUGAUCCCACUAGACCCUCAAUGAGAGGCAGACAGGAAGAAUUUGGUGAACACAAUCAACCCUCUAUGGGCAGAAAACAGGAGGGAGAUGGUGAUCCCACUGGACCCUCUAUAGGCAGACAACAGAAAGGGAUUGUUGACCACACUCAACCCUCAAUGGGCAGACAACAGGGAGGAGAUGGUGAUCCACAUGGUACAGGCAUUACUAGAGAUGACAAGAGGACAGAUGUUCAAAAGGAGGCUGAGAACAUAGAGUCUGUCAGAUCUUGGAAGGAAGAACAUGGGGACAUUCCUUUUGCUGAUGGAGAUUCAGAACAUAAUUCAUCACUAACUGAAAACCAGAAAGAAUGGUCUGGUCAGAAUGCUAACAAUCCACAACAGGAGUCAACAAGUGCACCAGUGGAUCAAAAUAUUGACAGAUACCAAGGUCAAGGUCAAUUUGGUGUACAUGGAGAUCCUGUUGGAGCCCCAACUGGAGGACAAAAUGCUGGGGUGCAGAAUAUGACAGAGCCAUCCCCAGGUAGUGAUGACCAAUAUAAACUACCUCAGGGACAACCUCCUUCUACCAAACAUGAUGUACAUCACGAAACUGCAUCAUCAAUCAUUACUAUGAAAAAAAUUCUUGGUAGACUUGAUGAGAACAUUUUAUCUUCCUUACCAUUAAUCCUCAAGGAUCUAAGGUACAAAUUCAAAAAUGUGAAAAUAGAAUGGAAGAAAGGUCAACAUACUGUUAAUAUAACUGGGGCUGAGGUAGAUGUCAGAAGAGUGACUACAGAGAUAGUUAAUCAACUGAAGGCAGUAAAGGACAACAAGGUUGAAAUAAACAACAAACACAUCAAACAGGAGGCACUAAACAUGUUUAGAGAGAAGAGUGUAUUUGACUAUUUGAGAGAAAACAUAAGAAGUCAGGAGGUUGCCUGUCACCUGACAAAGAAUGAGGACCCUGCUGACGUGUACCUGUGGAUAUAUACAGCUGACACUGACAGAGAAAGAGCUGUCAGACUUGUCACUUCCUCUGUUGUCUGCAGAGAGAUUGAGCUGGAUUCUUAUUGGAAAUUAUUCCUAGAGUCACAGUAUGUACAGCAGGAGUUGUCUGACCUUCAGAAAGAGUACAGUGGUAGGGUUGCCAUAAAAACACAGCAGAGACUAGUGACACUGUCCUGUACAGCUGACAUUGAACAUAAAGUAUUGGAAAUUGUAAACAGAAUGAAGAAAGAUUUCUUCACAGAGGGAAAUAAAACAGUUGAGUACACAUCAGGUGGAGACCUAACAGUAGAACUCUGUACUAAAGUACAACAGCAUGAUAUUCAGAUGAUGGAAAAGAAAUACGGUGUUAAAUGCCAUCCAGUUAAAAAAAAUAGAAAGCAGGGAUGGGAAGUUACAGGGCCACGUGGAACAUUGGAGAAAGCUUGUAACACUCUGAAAGAACUUUCUGCGACCGUGACAUCGAGACACCUGCCUCUCGUGGACAAGAUCACCGAGGAUUUCUUCAAAACACAGCCAGGACAGGAUGACAUGGCUGGAGUUGGUGAGAAUACAGGAUGUCUGGUGACUUUGUUGGAACAGGAAGUAGCUGAUUCUACAGGUACCUUGGGAGAAGUGAGGUCUGACAUACAAGGUCUAGUGUCGGCUACAGAGCGGUCUGACAGGUCAAAUCUGGCCGGACGUCAGUGGAGGUCAGAAGAUGGCAGGGUCGUGGCUCUGUACUGUGGGGAUGGCAGGAACUCUACAUCUGAUGUCUUGGUAGAACUCACUCAGAAUAAAGGUACUCAAGCUGUCAGAUUUCAGCCUUAUCAAGAUAAGGUAACCGUUACUCUGAAUCUUCCAGAAUGGAAAGAUGGAAGCAAUAAAGAGAAAGAUACAAUUCGUAAACACUUUCAGGAGAUUAUAAUUAUGGCAGCAGAGAAGAAGUAUACAUCUGUGACAGUUCUUUUGGAUGACUGUGAGCGGUGUGGAUGGAAGGAAAGGAAAGCAUGUAUAUCGUUAGUCAAGAACACUCUGUAUAGUCUUCAGGCUGAAAAUGCCGGGGCCUGUUCCUGUGCCUAUUUUGUGAGGGACCAGGGAAUGUUCAUGGCAUUGCGUGAUGUAAUUGAUGACAGUUUUAGAAAUAUUACUCAAAAGUACCUGUAUAUAACUGAUGAAAAAGAUGAAGUAGCAUUGGAUUGGGAGCAUGUUGAUCAGUCUGAUAUCAAAGAAAAGAAACCAGAGAUAAUUAUACUCAAAGGAGAAUUAGCCAAGAUGACGAGUCAGGUAAUAGUGAACACAACAGAUACAACACUAAGUCUGGAUUAUGGCGCUGUAUCUGCCUCCAUACUAAGGGUAGCAGGACCACAGAUACAGAAGGAAUGUGACCAGUACUAUAGUGGUGUGAAGUUUGGGGAGGUAGUCAUCACACGUGGGUACAAGUUGAAGUGUAAACAUGUGUUCCAUGGAGCUCUGCCAAGUUAUGUAAAGGAUCGACAACUAAAGUUUAUGAGAUCGUUUGUAUGGGGAUGUCUGACUGAAGCUGAUAAGAAGAAAUACAGCACCAUAUCCUUCCCUGCCCUGGGUACUGGAAACCUUGGUUAUCCCAGGGAUUUGGUGGCCAAGACCAUGUUUGACACAGUAAACAGCUACUUCAAUGAAGGGAAGGAUUCCAGUAUUGAGACUGUUAGCUUUGUGGUUUAUCCCAAAGAUACACCAACUGUCAAGGCCUUUCAAGAUGAAGAAAAAAAGCAAAGACAAAAAGUUUUGGAAGUAACAACCCGUGUGCCAACACUCCCUGUGUCGGAGAAGACCAGACUACAGCUUAGGUAUGGAGAUGUUGACCUCUGGGUGACUGUCGGACAGAUUGAAAGGGCGGCUGCAGAUGGACUCCUCAUCUUCUGGGAUUCCACAACACUCUACAAAUCACCCUUGCGUUGUUCCUACUUUAAUGAAAACAUAAAUCCAGGAGGAGUCAAUGUUUUGCAGAGCAAACGAGAGUUUCUGAGCAGCAAAGGCAUGACAGUUGUGACAGUUGCAGGCUCUCUCCCAUUUAAAGCAGUAAUCCAUUGUCUGAUAAAGGGAGACAAUAUUGACUUACAAACCGUGAUGUCAGUAUUGGCUGAAGCUGACAGCUGCAGAUGUACUUCUGUCAUCUUAUCUCUUGGCACAAAAGAACCAUUGACAAGAUUGAAGGCACAAUUUGUGAACCAAUUCCAUGAUGCACUGAAACAACUUGAUGGAAAAAACAAGGCCUUGAGAAGAAUGGAAAUAAUGUUGGAUUCAGUAGACACUUACAAGGCCACAGAAUCACAUAUCAGGUCUACAUAUGCUGAUAGACUAGUGGAAAAUAGGACUGUCACUGGUGAAGAGCCCUUAGGAGCUACUGGGGGUGUCCAGACCAGGAGUAUGACAAGGGAGACAAAUGCUCAGCAAAGAUCUGCUGGAAACUCCACAAAGAGAAAUUUGUUAGUUGCUGGCAAAUUGGACAGCAUUGAGAAAGCCAUUCAACAAUUGAAAAACAAAAUCAGCAAUGUUCAGGCACAAUAUCAGACUGAACUGACGCCCUCUCCAACUGGUACCACCAUUGAUCAAAACUCGCCUAAACCAGAGCGGCCUCCACGCCGAUCCAAACCUGUGGGAGAUACUAAACCAGCACCAAAGGGUAGCGGAGCACAGGAUGAUGACAGUUCUUCACCUGUAACUGAAAGCACAAUUCUUAAAAAGACAGAAUAUGAAGAAAGGCGCCUGGUACUAAAAUCCAGACCUCCUUUAACACUGGACAAAUCUAGCGUGGAAGUCUGGUUGAAGAAAACCGGUUCUGAGCAGUUUACAGUUGUUUGGCCAUUCCUGCAGGACACAGAAGCACUCAUCAUAUUCCAGUCUGUAAACGAUGCUAAGAAACUGUUGAACAAACCCAGUGAUCAAUAUACUGUGAAUGAAUUCCCUGGCCAGACUGUUCAAAAUUUGAAAGCAACAUUGAAAACAGCCAUGGUAGAGACCAUCAAGAAAUACAUUGAGCCUAAAAAUAUAUAUGAUAAAAUGUUUAGGGCAUCUGGAGCUACAUGGUGUGAAAAUAACGGAACCUGUUUUCUGGAGGGCAGCUUACCAGAGAUUCAAUGUGCAUACGGAUUUAUAGUCCAACUCAUAGCUGGUGGAAAUGUUGGCCGGGGCAACCAACAGAGAAGCAACACAGACGGAGAUCGAGAUGGUGCUGCCCAAGGUGGUACAAGGAGAGGUGAGGGACCAGAUAGCCGAGGGAAUGGACAGAACAGACACACCAAUCCAGACAUCUCUAACAGCGGAGUAGUGGAGUCCAAAGAUGGUACAAGGGGAGGUGACGGACCAGAUAGCCGAGGGAAUGGACAGAACAUACACACCAAAGAUGUCUUUCAUGGAGGAGCUAGAGGUUCUUUUAGCGACACCACCACGGGACACGAAAGACAAGGUAGUGAUGGUAACACCUCUCUUCACCACAGAAACAAAAAUGAUGAAACCCAGUCUCAGGAUAGAGAAAGUCAUAGGGGAAGUAGGCACAGUCCAGUUUUUCAUACAAAUAUCAACCACGAUAAUGUCACGCAAACUACAGAAUCGAACAACAAAUCUGUGAGAGGCAAUGAAAUCUUUCAGGACCAAGAAUGUGCUCCUUAUGGGAGAGAACAUGUUGGUCACCCUCUUCAAAGUUUUGAUGGAAAUAAGCCUGAUGAUAUAGAAACUAAACCACACACAACAGGCAUCCAGGGAGAUCCAAAAGGUUAUAGGGAAGGAGCGAUUAAGAAGACAUUGUACAACGAGAGGGAAAGUAAGAACAUUUGGUAUAGUGAUGAAGAGGGACAGCCUAGUGAUAUAGGAAAUGCCAGCCUAAUCAACAACAAAGGAAAUCUUAGAAGUAAGGAAGCAAAGAUGCAUCAUAGCGAGGAGUACCAAUCAGGAGGGUUCGAUAAUCUGUCAAGAGAAAAUGUAGAUUAUAAUAAUGCACCAAAGUUUCACAUGUCUGAUGAUGGAAGGGAAAGAGGAGAGCAUGACAAAUUUGUUCAAUCUAGGAAACGUACAGAUGAAGGCAGCAGCAUAGAAACUGUGACUUGUUCAGCAGAACAGUUCCACAAGAUUUGCUUUUUUAAUCCAGGAAUUGAAUCAGCAGCAAAAAUUGUUUUCAAUAAAAAUCGUACAGAAUGUAAUAUAACUGAUUUGCAUGGAUACUUCAAGAAAGCAAAGAGUCAGCUGAGUUCUUAUGCUAGAAGAGAAAUUGACAAUCUCUCUAAAACUGAGAGGGGAAAGUUCAAAAAGCAUUUUGAACAUGAGAAAAAUGACAUGGAUGUGAUGAAACUGUUUUGUGAGUACAACCCUAGUAGUAAUCAAAUCAGACUUGUUGGAGAGAAGUAUGACGCUGUUCAGCAGGCUGAGCAAAGGAUGUUGGAAGCCAUUGGACGGACAGGAAAACCAGAUCAUGGAAAAGGAUGUGGAAUCCAACCAGAACAGUCAUUAACAAAAUCAUCUUCAAAGGGAAGAAAAAGAAAUUUGUCACCACCUGAACUGUUGCAGACAAAGAAUGGAGUACGGAUGUUCGUGUACCAAGCAGACCUCUUGGAUCUAGACGUGGAUGCCAUUGUUUAUGGAGCAAACUCUAAUUUAAGCUAUUCUAAUGGUCUGCCAAAACAGAUUGCUCAAGCUGCAGGUCCUAAAUUUGAGGAAGCAUGCAGUAAUAUAUUCGCUGAAAGAGGUAAACUAAAUGCUGGUGAUUCUUGUUUUUCUACUGCUGGGCACCUUCACAAUCAAUACAUCAUCCAUGCAGUUGCUCCAAUGUGGAGUGUGUACAAGAAAGAGAAAUUGCAUGGAGAAAAUAGGAGAAUGUAUCAGGAUGAUCUCUGUAAGACAGUCAUGAAUGCUUUGGAGGAGGCGGAUAACAUUGGAGCUAGAUCUGUUGCCCUUCCUGCUAUUGGAUAUGGACAAUGUCCGUCAGAUGUACCGGCUGCUGCAGCAAGAGAAGCUGUCAAACUGUAUUGUGAAAAGCACAAGAACUCCACAUUGAAAGAAAUCCACUUCGUGGACAGGAACGAGGAUAUUCUAAAGAAGCUUUCCGAUUUGCUUCUGUGUUCCAGAGAAUUGAAUGUUGGAGCCUCAUUUGUACAUGGAACUACCAGAGUUAGCAGCCCACAAAAUAAAGCUGGUGUUCCGCAAGGACCUCCAGUCUCACCACAAGUCUAUCCAAAAGUCUAUCCAAGUUUGAUAUCAAAUCAUGCCACUGGUGGAACAUACAUGCUGUCUGAACACCUAAGUGUGUGUAUUAUGAAGGGAACCUAUGUUAAAACAAAGGCUACAGCACUUGUUAGUAUUGAGGAUGAACUAUUUCAAAGUGAACGAUACAUUGCAAAGGAAAUCAGUAAAGCAGCUGCUGGUAAACAGUACGAAAAGGAAAUAGACACACUGCGAAAGGGAAAUAGCCAAUGCAAGAUUUCAGAUGUUUUUCUUACUGGUGCAGGGAAAAUAAAGAAUGCUUCACAUGUACUCCAUGUAAUAGGACCAGUUGCUGACAAGACCAUAUCAGGAAAUUCCGAAUUGUUUAAGGGCUUUGCUGACAACACUAGAGCAUGUAUAUUCCAAAUUCUCAAGUUGGUUGAUAAAAAGGAGCUGUAUUCUGUUGCUCUGCCAACUUUCGCAUCAGGUACACUUCAACCUGGACAAACAGACCAAUUGUGGGAAAUCUGUGUGGAAGAGGUCGAGAAGUUUGCAACCAGGCAAGAUCAAAAUUCAAAAUUGAAAAUUAUUUUUCUAGUGGGCGGUUCUAAUGAAGUACAGUUGUUAUUACAACUAUUCAGUUCCAAAGUAUAAACAAUGGAUGAAUGAUUUUGUUGUUACUUGCUUGUAAAUUGUGUACCAAGCCUGAACGUAAGAAAAAUAUGAUGAUCCAUGGCAACGUGACCUAACACCACUAUUUCAAUUUAUCCCCUCAUUCAUCAAUGCGAUUUUCAUCCAGAUUAGACGAUUUCUA
Molecule: messenger RNA, 8524 nt
Organism: Mizuhopecten yessoensis (Yesso scallop)
Lineage: Eukaryota; Metazoa; Mollusca; Bivalvia; Pectinida; Pectinidae
Exons: 21
Coding region: 142-8364 (2740 amino acids)
Biological process (GO): negative regulation of gene expression
Cellular component (GO): nucleus; cytoplasm
Molecular function (GO): transcription corepressor activity
Source: RefSeq, a predicted model, not a curated record